Messenger RNA from Dinoponera quadriceps, 6416 nucleotides. RefSeq names its product VWFA and cache domain-containing protein 1. Lineage: Eukaryota; Metazoa; Arthropoda; Insecta; Hymenoptera; Formicidae. The transcript is spliced from 9 exons. Gene Ontology annotation, molecular function: voltage-gated calcium channel activity. The record is from RefSeq and is a predicted model, not a curated record. The coding region runs from base 227 to 3751 and encodes 1174 amino acids. Gene Ontology annotation, cellular component: voltage-gated calcium channel complex.
UUGUACGAAAACCGAACGAUUCUUGGCGUAUGCGGUCUUUCCGGUAAACAAACUUCGUGCAUCGCAGAGCGGCGAAGUUGCGCGACCUUUCUGCCGCAUCGCAGAUGCACGACCAUCGUCGGCAUGACUCGUCAUCGUUGCGACAUUACGGCGAAUUCGUGAGGUUCACGGCGAAAAGAGUGGUGUUCGGCAGCGUCCGUGGUAGCGUCGUCGUAACGUCGCCGGAAUGGCUGUAAACGGGAUCCCGUACUUGGCCCUGAGGCUGCUGAUACUGAUGGGCCUGUACGUGGCCGCCCACGACACCGCCAACGGUACCGUCAGGUGUCAAUUCGGCAAGCCUAUGCGCAAGCAGGUGCCGGCGGAGCCCUUGAACGGCGUGUGUCUGCGAGACGUUGCCGCGCAGGUGUCCGAGAAACUGCGCUCCAUCGUCGACGAGGAGCUCGGUGUGUCCUCCUUCCAGGAGACGAUAGACAAGAUGGAGUUCACGCAAAUAUCCGGCACGAAGCUGAGCCUGUUGGUGGACAAGCUGAACAACAAGCUUAGGAUGUACAGUGACUUUCUCGUGCAGAGCUACGACGUGAUACAAUCUGUCCUGUCCGAGACACAGGAUCAUUCUAUUUUUUCUAGUCAAAUAGCCAGCCUAAAUAUCAUGCAGGAUAGAGUUUCCGAUAUGUGUACUCGGCUCAUAACAGCACUUGCGACAGAUGGUGCGACAAGGUGUCAGGAGUGGAAAAACUUGCAUGUGCUGCUGAUACGCCAGCCUGACACAAUUUGCGGACCUCCCACAUUGGCGCACAACAUCGGCCCUCUCGUGUUAUCUCAGUAUUGCACUGAGAAGAAUGUCAUUCUACUUUUGGAGCACAGCACAUUCAUGUCUGAAACUGAUUUUGCUUUGACUCAAAUGGCAGCCAAAACUAUCAUAGAUAUGUUGUCUGAGACUGAUAAUGUAGCAGUUGUUAGCCUUGCCAAUGCUGUUCCCUUGUAUUGCAAAGAUGGCUUGUUGAAGGCGACAGAUAUCAACAAGUUCCAAUUAGCUCGUUAUAUCGAUGGUUUAGUCAGAAUAGAUGUUAAUCAGACGAUGGAUACUGACUUUCUGUCGGAAAUAUUCACCAGAAGGAUGACGCAAAAUUUAAAGGGUGAAGUAGUUAUUAUACACUUGACUAAUAAGUUCAAAAACGCAUCGAAUGUGCAAGGACUUUCCGAAAUAAUUUCGAGAACGUCCAAGAUUCACAUCAGGACAAUACUUAUUCUUCCAGACCAAGAAUCGCACCUCGGUAUUAAAGAACCCUUAAACAAUGACAGUGUCAUAGUUCUCCCGACGCAAAAUGUCCUCGGGUAUGAAAUAGGAAAACUAUUUUCUUGCUUGCAAUGUCCUAAUCAGCCCAAGAGAGAUUAUCACAUAUCAGACCCGUACUUUGAGCCGUAUAGCAAGACGAUGACACUGUCCAUUGGGAGGAUCACAAAUGUAGCAUUGCUGUCCUUAAACGUGAAAUUGCGCGAUGUCCUCGAUGAAAUAACAUAUUUUAAUGCUGGCCCAAACGUACAUGCUAUACUCUUCGACAGCAAAGGUGUGGUUUGGAUGCAUAAGAAUUUCCCCAGGACCGAGACUGUAAACGAGCAACCGCUCAAAGUGCAUUUACAAGAUAUUGAAAAUAUCGAUGGUCGACAAGUGAAGAAAAUGAUAAACGAGAGCGAGGGGUUCUUAAAUGUGGAAACAAAAUUGGGCGAGCAAAGACGAUAUCAAUGGAAACAUUUGAUUUACGAAGACCUAAUAAUAUGUUUGGUGUCCACGACUGAAGAGGCAAUAUUGCCCGUUGCCAAGACUGUGCCUUCGCUACCAAUGGACAUAUUGCAUCACCGUCUCGAUCUUAUGCUUCAAACUAUCGUUAACAAAGACACCCUCUGCGCCUACAGAAACAGAAUUGUAACGUAUUCAACGGGGGUGGUUUAUCUGUCACCGUGGUGCUUUCAGUCUCCGAUGGAGCAACUGAAAUUGUUGGAGACCGGCUCAGCCGUGACUGUGCAGAGUUACAUGGCGUACAUAAAGGAUCUGACAGGUCUUUUAGCCAAUCCCGGCUUGCAUUCGACUGUAAAACCGGACGUAGCGACUCUGGCGCAAGUCUUGGAACACUUCAAGAAGCAACACACCGAGAGUGCGCUGAAUAAAUUUGUAAUACGAAGGUAUGUCGUCAGCGCGAUCAGCGGCGUUUUGGAGAUAUUCCCGGGACUGAUAUUGGAUUCUAGUUUCGAUCCCAAGAGACGAAUGUGGUACGGGAAAGCGCUGGAGCAUCCCGAUAAAGUGGUCUUGACCCCGCCUUAUUUAGACACAGGCGGAUCGGGCUACGUGAUCACUCUCAGUCAAAUCGUGAAGGUCUCCGUGGUGAGGAACGAAAGUGCGAACUACGUCAUCGCUGUCCUGGCCAUGGACGUUCCCAUGAGCUACGUCGCGAGGCUGCUGUCGGACAUGUAUCCGUUCUGCAACGACGCGACCGUCAAGUGCUUCCUGAUGGACGACAAGGGCUACCUGGUGUCUCAUCCCGCGCUGUUGGAGGCCACAGGCAAGAUCGAGCAGCAGCAUCUGACGCACAAGGAGCUUCUGGUUGCUAACGACAUAUUGAAUCACGGACUGUUUGUGAAGAAGAAGUCGUGCGCCAGCCACUUGGACGGCACGGUGCAGCGAUACUACCAGUUCAAUACGUCGCUCGACGAGGUGCUCACAAACAUGGCGCACGGCGAGCACUGUGUUAAAUAUCAGGUGGCCGCUGUACCAAGCACCAACCUCUUCAUCGGAGUUGUCAAUGUAACGGCACAGUGCAGCCAGCUUCGAGCCUUCUGUCCCUGCAGCACGAUGGAUCAUUCGUGUCUAAACUGCAAGAGCAUGGAGCAAACUGGCUGUGAGUGUCCUUGCGAGUGCUCGUUGUACACUUCCAGCUGUACGCAGCCAAGCACCGACGAUCUAAAUUCCUGCUUACCAUUGUACGAGCAAGGCUCGAGUCUGCAGACCCCGUGGAUCCAGCCAGUGAAUUUGAAAGCAUGCCCGUCCGUCGUCUGCAAGUCGUACAUAACAGAACGGGACUGCCUGGGCGUCGUGAACUGUCAGUGGUGUCACAUCGACACCGACGGCGAGACCUCUUUGCAGCAUCCGUUUUGCUCCGACAUGUCCGUAUGCUUCAAGGGAGUGUUCGGCUCCUUGAUACCUUACAACGACGGCAGCUACAAUUCACAAUCGGCGGAUGAUGUCGCGACACGAAGUCCGUCGGUUGGGCCGGUGGCCGGCGGAGUCUUCGCCCUGGUUCUGAUCCUGGGCGUCAUCCUGUUCUGCUACAGGCUGCGAUCGGUGCACUCAGGCGUCGAGCACCAGUGUUUGCACCUGCACACCUCGCCCGACACGUUGCGCAUGACGCAUAUUGAGGGCGAUCCGGAGCCGACGGAAUUGGACCAAGUCAAGAACAACUUGGACUGCCUCACGAGGGACAGUGUCGCGCCGGUGUCCCCGUACAGGGUCUCCACGAACUACAGAAGACCGCCCGGCGGAGACAGCGAUCACGGUUACAGCACCAUGACGCCGCACGACGACUCCGAGCAGCAGACGUUCGUGGAACCUCUGCUGGUAGUGGGCAACAACGUGGAGCCAGAUUUGAACAGACAGUCCUCUACUGGAAUGCCUUCCCCUACGACGUACUUGGGCUCGCCUCAUCACGUCUUAGCGCCUGUGACCGUCCAUCGUAACAUGGAGACAAACUACUGUUAGCGAAGCUGAAACUGCCAUUAAUUUGAGAGAGAGAGAGAGAGAGAGAGAGAGAGAGAGAGAGAGAGAGAGAGAGACACAUGCGCGAGAUCCUCGAAGCGUUGCUCAGUCUUAAGCUGGAUCUACAGUUCGAUUGCUGGUAGUCGUAAGUCCGUAAGAUCGCUGCCCUUCGGAUUGAUCGCAGCGCCGUUGAAAUUGGAAAUUGACUGGAUCGACUCGAAUGACCGUGCGAUUACAUUGUACGUCCAGCUUCAAGCUUGAUCUACGAUAUGCCCUUUGCAUCUUUGUUUCUUGCUCUCUAUCUUUCUUCUGUAAGAACUUUUGUUUACUCAUGGAAAAGAAAUAGAGAGCAAGAAACAAGACGCAGAGAGAGCACAUUGUAGACCAAACUUUAGCGUUCCGUCUCCUGCUGAAGUUGCGUCAUCUUUUCUCCUUGCAAUCUUAAAAUAUAAGGGUUAAAGCGAUACGCAUCUUGUAACAUUAGAACGAUUGGCCGGGAUAAUUUCGACCGCUGAGUUUCCUUUUAAUCGUGUAUUUAUUUAUCCCUCACAUUGUACAACGGAUUGUUUAACACGUUUGCUACCAGAGUUUGAGAAGAAAAUCUUGCACCACAGCCCAGGGUGUUUUUGUUAGAAUAUGUCCCUAAUCGAGAUGGAUUUUUUUAGGAUAUAUUUAUAACAUAAAAAUGUAAUUAUCUCUAGACCAAAGACAUUCUACAUCUAUUUUAUUGUUUUUUAGUUCAACAAUACUGUUCAUUUCCAAAUUUAUCGCAAUACGUUAUCAUAAACUGACAAAUAAUACGCACAUCUGUGACGGUGGUAGCGAACGUGUUAAGACAACAGAUGUACGUUCGAGGAAAUAUUUUUACCGUGUUUGAUGACUAAAUGUGUUCUGAAUAAGAACCGAGCGCAAAAAUAUAUUUUUCAUCGCAUACGAGGCGAUAUUGCUCGACCUCUCAACGAGGAUAUCAGAAACGUCGUUCUAGUAUAAUAUAAGAGAAUAAUAUUUCACGUUACAUUUGAUCACGGAAUUGUCUGUAUAGUUUCUGUCACAGUAAGCGGUAAGCAUAGAUCUUUCCAUAUUGACGAGCUUAAAAGAGCAUUUUUAACUUUUGUAAACUAUAUAUAUACCUAUCGAUACUGAAGACAUCCGUAAGUGCUGCUAACGGUUUACGAGUUGUGAGAGUUUCGUGAGAGACGAUAUAAGUAGCUAUGUCGAGCAAGGGACUUAAAAGUACGUUUACACUUAGUAGAUAAUUACCUCAGAACGAGUUAUCUACAGAAUUCUAAUCGCAUAUGACUUUGAGAUUGUGUAAAAACAUACUAUUUUAUUACGAUUAAAUAUUGCAGCUUACCAAGUAGUAUUUUAAUGUGACGAGGUUAGCGAGUAUACUAAUGAUAUAUUCAGAUAUAGGUGCUAUACAAUCAUAAUUGUGCAAGUCGAGAGAGGUUUACACGAGAGAGAGAGAGAGAGAGAGAGAGAGAGAGAGAGAGAGAGAGUAUAUCGUUGUUAUUGUUGAGUAUAGAGAAACGACGUUAACGUGAAAUGUUAGUGCCAGUGGUAGCAACUUGUUCUUAUUUUCGUCGGAGCGAGUAAACGUUGAUUCACUGCCUGAAAUAUUGCCAUCACGUAUCGCGUGGUAUUUUGAGAGAAUCACAAUACAUAUACAAGAUGCCUAAAAAAAAAAUGUAUACACACGCUGAAUGAUUAUAAGAUCAGCGUCCAUUAACAUACGGUUCAUUUUCAAAAUUUAAAAGAAUCUACAGAAAUAAUGUUUGUUUGUCAACGCCUGUUUUCAAACAGAUCACCGUUCUGGUCCACGCGCUGCAGAUAACGCGAAGCACUGAAAUCGCAAAUAUCAAGUACAUAUAAAUAUAAAUAUACAAGUAUGAAAGUGUGUAUACAUUUUUUUAAGUAUAAUUCAGUCUACGAUAAUAGUAUAAAACAAAAGUGAGGUUUAAUUUGUCUUUAAGUCUUUUCUUUUCCUUUUUUUAUGAUAGAAUUAUAAGACUGCUGGCGGUUUGUCACAAUUCCAUGACUUAUUCUUAGAAACUUUUCACUUUUCGCUCUUAUCCUUUGUCUUUACACAGCGUGUACUUACUUAUCAUGGUUCAAACGAUUAACGAGUGCCAAAACGCGAACAGAACUUUGUGAGCGGUGUCGAGUAAUUUUUGAAAAUUGUACAUACAGAUCCGUAUUUUGAUCGCACGUUUACUAGAUGCGUGUUCUUGAUUCUCAAGCCCUGGAGUUACGUUACACGUGACUUUCACGUAAAAUAGGUAGGACUUGGAGAAUCGGAUGGCUACGUUUAGCGCAUAAAUGUGCCGUUAGAAUGUGGACCAUAGAGAAUCUACGCGUAUCACCUAUUUAUAUGAUCUAUGAUUUUAUUUAAGCAUCAGAUUUUCGAGGAGAAAUUUCGAAAAGAAAUCGUAAUUUCAUCAUUGCACAUGGCGAUUAUCACAGUAGAAUUAUUGAGAAACAGUAGAUCAAUGGGAGUCAAUAUAUCACACAUCGGUGUGUAAGUUGUAAUGACUUUUAUUGACGUGAGGCUGAUUACGCUAUCAAUACAGGAUACGAGCCGAUCGUAUCGGCAUAUCGUGAUGUUUAAAUAUUUUUAUGAUAUAUAUAUAUAUAUAUAUAUAUAUACAAUAUGAUAGUAAUAAUGUGA